This is a messenger RNA of Neoarius graeffei (lesser salmon catfish), 4320 nucleotides long. RefSeq names its product stonin 2 (gene ston2). Gene Ontology annotation, biological process: synaptic vesicle endocytosis; regulation of endocytosis; clathrin-dependent endocytosis. Lineage: Eukaryota; Metazoa; Chordata; Actinopteri; Siluriformes; Ariidae. Gene Ontology annotation, molecular function: clathrin-cargo adaptor activity. The coding region runs from base 1688 to 3808 and encodes 706 amino acids. The transcript has 4 exons. Gene Ontology annotation, cellular component: AP-2 adaptor complex; synaptic vesicle. The record is from RefSeq and is a predicted model, not a curated record.
GCUCCAGCUUGCCUGCGACCCUGUAGAACAGGAUAAAGUGGCUAGAGAUGAUGAUGAGACUUUAACUUCACUACAUUUGAAAGACAAAUAUCGUACUUUUUACUCCACUACAUUUCUAUCAAGGUCGUUGUUACUCGUUACUUUGAAGCAGCUUUGAAAACGGAUGCUUUUUUUCAUUUCUUUUCUAAAACGUGAUUGGUUUUUCGCAGGUGACACUGAGACAGCCGAUCAGUAAUCACUAGGGUCACGUCACAUCUAUAGACUAUAAAAUCAAGUUCAGUGAUUUCUCAGCAGCAUUAUUUGACACAAUCAGUUGAUGGCAGAAUGGAAGGAGGCGGUUCUUCUGAAGAAUGCACGCACCUAUGGUUUUACCCUGAGCCCAUGUUUCAGUUUUCUGAAAGGAAUAAAGAGUCGUUUCGUUUUAAACGUUUGCUUUGUUUGCCUAAAACGGAGCACAUCACGGCCGAGAAAAACUCGCCGUCCGACCUGCGGAAGCAUAUUGAAGGAUGUAAACGUUUUAUUCCAAGAGAAAGCUUGCAAUGAAGUUGUCUGUGCUUUUAGAGCUAGCGAUAACAUUGCAAUAGCUAUGCAGGCUGGUUAGUCAAAUGACUUUCUAUAGAUGAUUUGCCCACCAAGUUGCCAUCGCCUUGUCCACAGCUAACGUUAACACGUAGCUAGUUAACUGUUAGUUAGCAUGUAAAAACGGAGUUACAGUAACAUGAAUAACGUUAGCUUAUCUGAAGUCCUUUCAGAAAUGCUUUAGCAUAAUCCUGCCAAAUAAACAAAAUGUAGAAAUCUUUCUUUUCUACUAAUGUUAGCUACCCAGUAUGAGUUUGAGUUUGAAAAGAUUUUGCUAGCAGGCCAGGUGGAGCUUUACUGACUAGCUAGCUUAACAUUAAACUGCCAUGAUUCCAGAGACAGAUUCAUAUGUGCAUGAAUACAUACACUUGCGUGCUCACGAGACCUGUGAGAUGGACAGUAUUGUACUAGUCGGUCACAAUUGUUGGAAUAUUUUGUUUUGAUGUCAGAUGAUGGUCUUGCACUUUUUUUGUUGUGCUACCGUGCUGCUUUGUGGGGGUGGGGAGGAGUGUUACAAUUAAAAAAAAAAAAGACAAUAGUUCUUUUUCAGUUCAGUUGUGUUUCAUUUUUGACAUUCUACCAGGUGUUUAUUCUACGGGUUCUACAAGCUAGUCAGUAGAUCCAGUCGGUUGCUUCAGAGGCAUUAGGUUUUGUAAGCGUUGCGGCAAUAAUACAACGAUGCGUUGACAGAAAAUGUACUUUUAAUACUGAAGUAUUUUUAAAAGCAAGUUAUUCAGUACUUAAGUAAAAAUUUGACUGGACAGCUUUCAUUUGGAUUGGAGUAACAUUUGACCAGUGGGAUCUGUACUUUGACUCAAGUAAUGAAUUUGGGUACUUUGUCCAGCUCUGAUGAAAACGCACAGGUUUGACUCAGCAGCUCCGCUGUGGCCAAAACCAAACCCGUCUGCGAGCAGAAUAUGACUGAAAGCUUAACGUUGUGUUGGUAGUCAGUUACAUCAGUCACAACUUGUUAAUAUCUGUGGCCAGGAAAUUAAAUUCAACAGCUAACCAACUACACAAGUAAAAGCUCCGGUGUGCUGCCUUGGAUAUUUUGGUUGCUUGGAAACUGACAGAUUCAUCUCUUUGCCUAGAGGAUGAGGGAAUAAACAUGGACACACUCAACUGGACGCCCAACAUCACACAUACAAAUGGCCAAUCAAACACCAGCACCAGCCGCUUUGCCAGCUGGGUUACAUUUGAUGAUGAUAAUGAUGAUGAUGAUGCAGAGGAGCAAACCUACCGGCAUGCCCCCAAACCAUCCAACAGGCCUGGCAACCUGAAUAAUCUUCAUUUACAGGACUCCAACAGCAACUUGAUUGCGUCCUCCAUCCAAAACCAGAGUACGGAGCGACACAUUCUGGAUUUAACCCCAGAUGGAACGGAUUCGGUGUUCGUCUUCGAAGGCCCACUGUUAAAUAGCAGCACUCUUUACACCAAGAAGAAUCCCUUUCUGCAUGAGGAUUUUUCAAACAUCCAGCCUUCUUCUAUUAACCCUUUCAGUGCCUAUUUUAAUAAGACUCCAUUGACAUCAUCUGACAGCCAUGAAACCCAGGAGACACCUCCUCCUGCCUUCUUGUUCAAUUCCCCUGUUCCUAAACCUGACACCCAAAGGGACUCCUUCCUGUUCUUUUCCACUGCAGGGAGCUUAGAUAGUGGGAGUGGGAGUGGGACUGGUACUUAUUCCUCAGGUCUCCCAGGAGAUGCCCUGGAUCAGUUCAAAAGCAUGCAGAUCUCUGAUCCUGACCAGGAGCCUUCCCUACCAGAUGACACCGCGGAUGCAGGGGAUGACGAGGAGAUCCCAUAUGAACCGGUUCACAUGGCUCCCCAAGAUGGCUGGCCUAUGCUUCUGCGCAUUCCUGAGAAGAAGAACAUCAUGUCCUCUCGACACUGGGGGCCGAUCUUCGUAAGACUCAGCAAUGCUGGUCAGCUGAGGCUCUACUAUGAGAAAGGCCUAGAGAAACACUUUAAGGAGUUCCAGCUCAGUGCCCAGCUUGAGAUCUCUGAACACAAAAUGCAACACUAUGAAGAGAACAGCCGUGUCCAUACACUCAGCUUGGACCAAGUGGUAUACAAGGAGAAGCGCAAGAUCCAACCAAAAGUCACCAUGGUUCACAUGCCUGUGAAGGAGCAACUGGUCAAGCUUGGGACUACGGACUACCAGGAUUUUCUCAGCUUCAGGUACGCUCUGCAGGAAAAGCUGGUGAUGAUGUCAUCAGAUGUGGACUCCAUCAACUCGCCUGUGCCUUACUCCGAAGAAGAGAUUCAGGUUGAAGUUGUAGAUAGCUUUUAUGGGAUUCUAUCCAACGGAGAUAACCGUAUUAGACGACAGCUGGUAACGACUCAGAUUUCUGUGCUUGCCUUUUUAAUGGGCUCACCCACCUGUCGCAUAGGCCUCAACGAUGUCCAGGUGAAAGGCAAAGAGGUGGUGUCUCGGCAUGACAUCAUCCCUAACACUACUGCACGCUGGAUCUGUCUGCAUGAUUGUCGGCUGCACAAGUGUGUAGACAAACCUGAGUUUACAGAAUCCAGGACCAUUUCCUUUGAGCCCCCAUCUGGACGGAGGUUUGAGCUGCUGCGUUUUCGGACAGUGUACGCGGAGAAGACUCUGCCCUUCACCCUGAGAACGGUUGUCAGUGUUCGUGGUGCGGAGGUGGAGUUACAGUCAUGGCUAGUGAUGUCAGCAGGCGUCUCAUUCAAUCGAGACCCUCUAACGCUGAUACCAUGCGAAAACGUGGCUAUCCGUUACCCCAUUCCUGAUAUAUGGGUCAAGAACUUCCGCAGAGAGAGUGUGACGGGAGAAAAGUCCUUGAAGGCACGCAUUAAUAAAGGAGCCAGCUUUGGUUCCACUAGCAUCUCAGGGUCAGAACCAGCUAUGCGUGUUACUCUGGGCACUGCAAAGUAUGAACAAGCCUUCAGAUCUGUGGUGUGGAGAAUCGGCCGUCUGCCAGACAAAAACUCAGCAUUUGGUCACCCUCACACCUUCUUCUGCCGUUUGGAGCUGGGCUCGGACUGGGAGGUGCCACCCAAGUUCCAGAGCAUGUUGGAGGUGGAGUUCGACACGCCUGCCGCUUCGGCCUCGAAGACCACCGUCCGCUCUCUGUCUGUCCGAGACAGGGCCGAGCUAAAGAAGUGGAUCACGUACAAAGCACACUACUCCUACCAGGUGGAGAUGGAGCAGAAGAGCAAGGGAACGGAGCAGGAGCAGGCGGGCCGGUGCGCUCAGCAGUGAUGAGGGAGCGCUCCUUUCGCCUACGCCUUUCUCGGGUUAACAGUUGCACUUUGAACGAUGGAAAACACUGAACUAUGACGUUAAAAUAAAGCGGACAGCGUGGGAUUUUUGAGAUGAGGAUUUUUCGACAUAUUUAGUCGAGAUGACUUUAUGAAAAACUUGGAACUGGGACGAGUUACAAAACUCUGAUUCAAACCGUAGUUUCAGGAUAAACUAACCUUUCAAGACAAGCAAGUCCAGUUCUUUCUCAAAAGCAAAAUAUACACGUCGGACAGUAUACAGUACUGUACAAAAAUCUUGGCACCCUACCUAUAUAUAGUUUUCGGUCUAAAUUUAGAUGCUCUUGAAUGCAUUAGGCUUAAAAUUGAGCAUGCAGGUUUAUUCGUGGGGGGAAAUCAAUCAGUGUUCGAUAACGUUUGUUUGUGUUUUAAAGUGCCAUUCCACCAUUGGCUGUAUUCUUUGGCAUAAAAUACAAUAUAUUUUGACAACAUAUAUAAAUGGUAUCACUAGAC